AUGGCUGCUACCAGCAACGUGACACAAAUCAUCUUAUUAGGAUUGUCCCAGAACCGGGAUGUACAGAAGAUCAUUUCCGUGAUUUUCCUCCUCAUGUACACAGCCAUUGUGCUGGGCAACGGUCUCAUCGUGGUGACCAUCAUGGCCAGCAAAGGGCUGACCUCGCCCAUGUAUUUCUUCCUAGGUUUCUUGUCCUUUGUGGAGAUCUGUUACUCCUCUGUCACAGUCCCCAAGCUCAUCCUUGACUCUUUUAUGGAGACAGAAGUCAUUUCUGUCAAGGGCUGCAUCACGCAGAUAUUUUUCCUCCAUUUUUUGGGCGGCACUGAGAUAUUUUUGCUGACGGUGAUGGCCUACGACCGCUACGUGGCCAUUUGCAAGCCCCUCCACUACACCGUCAUCAUGAACCGGCGAGUGUGUAGUCUCUUGGUGGGGGCCGCGUUGGGUGGGGGCUUGCUGCACUCUGCGGGGCAAACCUUCCUCCUAUUCCAGCUGCCCUUCUGUGGCUCCAAGACCCUGGACCACUACUUUUGCGAUGUCCACCCUGUGCUGAAAAUGGCUUGCUCAGAUACCUUCCUCAUUGGUGUGCUAAUCAUCGCCAAUGGUGGCCCCGUCUCAGUGAUCAGCUUCGUGGUGCUGCUGACUUCGUAUGUGGUCAUCCUACACUCCCUGCGGAGCCAGAGCUCAGAGGGCCGGCGCAAGGCCCUGUCCACCUGCGCCUCUCAUGUUGCGGUGGUGGGUCUGUUCUUCAUUCCCUGCUCCUUUGUCUACAUGAGGCCCUGUGUCACCUUCCCUGCUGACAAGAUAGUGGCUGUGUUUUACACAGUGGUCACGCCGCUCUUAAACCCUGUCAUUUACUCCUUCAGGAAUGCUGAAGUGAAAAACGCUGUGAAGAGACUGAUAGGAAAGAAGGCGAUUAGGGAGGAGAACUUGAUGUUUAGGAGGGGAAAAUAG
Messenger RNA from Talpa occidentalis (Iberian mole), 951 nucleotides. RefSeq names its product olfactory receptor 4X1-like. The coding region runs from base 1 to 951 and encodes 316 amino acids. The record is from RefSeq and is a predicted model, not a curated record. NCBI's taxonomy places the organism in Eukaryota, Metazoa, Chordata, Mammalia, Eulipotyphla, Talpidae. The transcript has a single exon. Gene Ontology annotation, molecular function: olfactory receptor activity; G protein-coupled receptor activity. Gene Ontology annotation, cellular component: membrane. Gene Ontology annotation, biological process: G protein-coupled receptor signaling pathway.